AUGACCUUCGAGCCCGACGAGGCCUGGCUAGUCGACGACGCCUGUAUGGCGGUCGUCCUGCGCGGCCGCGCGCAGUUUAAGUGGAUGAGUACCGGGCAGGGGUGGGAUGAGACGUUUAUUUAUCGGAUCGCGCUUGCGGAGGAGAAGGGGGGUGAUGUUGGUGGUGGUGUUGAUAUGGCGAGGACGGGGGUUAGUACCGCUACCGCCGGCGAUGGCGAUGGGAAAGGGAAGAGCAGGCUUAAGGUCGUUGAGUAUCAGGUCUGGGCUGAUAGUGGUGCGGCGUAUUUGGCGCGGAUGGGCAAGUUGGGGGAUUUGAUGGGUGAGAAGGGGGGGCUGGAGGGGAUUUAUUUUGCGGAUGGGGAUGGGGAUGGGGAGGAGGCUAUUGGGGAUAAGGAGAUGGAGGAGAGGAAGAUGGUGGGUAGGGAGACGCAGAGUUCGUUGAAUCGGAAGAGGAGUGGGUAUGAGGAUGUUCUUGGGGCUGGGUUGAAUGUUUAUGGGAGUUGUGGGUGA
Penicillium cataractarum is the source of this 510-nucleotide messenger RNA. RefSeq lists its product as uncharacterized. NCBI's taxonomy places the organism in Eukaryota, Fungi, Ascomycota, Eurotiomycetes, Eurotiales, Aspergillaceae. Bases 1 to 510 code for a protein of 169 amino acids. The record is from RefSeq and is a predicted model, not a curated record. The transcript has a single exon.